AGGGCAGUGAGACAUCGGGCAACAGAGAAGACAGGAAAAAUACUGAGAGGGUUCGCAAUAGCAGAGAGGGGGGAAAAAAAACAAAGACUUUUAAAAAUAUAUAUAUUUAAGACAGGUCCACGGCUUAAGCAAAAAGAGCAAGCAACAUGAAAUUGGUUUUAGGCGGAGCGCUGUGCAUCGCCCUGUGUGCGGCCAGUUUCACGCGGGGCAGCGCCAGUCACCUCCCCGACAAGAAGAGCCCCUCGGCCAAGGACAGAAGGAUGCAGUUCGCCUCCUGGGACGAGGUGAACAUCAUCGCCCACGGCCUGCUGCAGCUCGGCCACGGUCUCAAGCAGCACGUGGACCGGACCAAGGAGCAGAUGGACAGCGUCCUGGAGCAGCUGAACGCCCACAACCGCACGCUGCGGGAGCUGGCCGGGCGGGUCAGUGAGCCGGGGCAGGGGCUGGAGAGGCGGCCGGACAGCCACCUGCUGCAGGUGUCGGCCGGCCUGCGAGAGAAAGUGGACGAGAUGGCCCGGGACAGGCUGAGGAUGGAUAAAGUACUGCAGAGCUUGGAAGAGAAGGUGGGCAGGUUUGAGAACGGGAGGAGAGCUGAAACCGACCUCAACAAUUAUAACAACAUCCGAUCCGUUAUGGAAAACCAAAGUAAAAACAUCGAGGAACUGCUGACGAGAAUUAAAGACCAACAGUGGCAGCUUGACAAGCAAAAUGUCCAGAUCAAGGCGUUGCAAAUCAAGCUUCAAGAAAGCAGACUGCAUCUCAAAGACAGUCCAAACUGGAAACUGAUUCUCAAGCGAAGAAUGGAGAUGUACCCUCGCACUCGCACCAGUGGAGAGCCUACGCCAGUUGACAAACUUCCCUUUGACUGUCACCAACUAUUCCUUGAAGGACGGCGGAGCACUAAUGUGUACAGAAUACAGCCAGUAGGCUCACAGUCCUUUGAAGUAUUCUGUCGAAUGACGGAUGAAGGCGGCUGGACUGUGAUUCAAAGACGGAUGGAUGGAUCAGUUGACUUUGAUCGACUGUGGCAGGCAUACAGGGACGGAUUUGGCAACCUUACUGGUGAAUUCUGGUUGGGUCUGGAGAAACUUUACACCAUCACGCGGCAGGGGAGCUAUCUCCUGCGCAUUGAGCUGGAGGAUUGGGAACAUCACACAGAGUACACAGAAUAUCCCUUCAGCCUUGGCAGUGAGGCCACUGACUACACAAUGACCCUCAAAAGCCCCAUCUCCGGAAACCUCAAGAAUGCUAUCAGUGAAUCAAAUGGCCUGCGCUUCUCCACCCGAGACCAGGACCAUGACCUGAAGUUCAACAUGAGUUGUGCCAAACACCUUACAGGGGGAUGGUGGUUCAGCACUUGUGGACAGGCCAAUCUGAAUGGCAAGUAUUUCUCCAGCAAACCCCAGCAGCGACGCGAGAGGAAACAGGGAAUAUUCUGGAAACCCUGGAAAGGUAGAAAUUACCCUCUGAAAACCACGACGAUGAUGAUUCGUCCAAUGGAACUGGAAGCGUAAAAUCAACAUCUUAAAACUCUGGCAGAGACUAUGACUAUGUGCACACAUUUAUGAGAGAGAGAGAGAGAUCUGGAGCAGCAAGGUUGGCUGUUCACAGUUGGAAUGAAAGUCAGUACAGUGUUCUAGAGGCAACGUGGUUUGAGUCUCUGAAUAUGUAUGUCUAUGUUUAAGCAACAAAGCAAUGCAGCAAGUUUCCCAGGAUUAAUGGCUGAGCUAUGCAAGUACUCCUAAAGCAUACAUGCCACUCAAAGCAGCUGUUAGUUUUCCAUUGUUUUAGUUCAAAACAAGUACAGAAUAGUCAAAUAAUUUCCGUUAACUAACUGCUAUUGGACUUCUCCCAUCCUGGCCUGAGCCUGGCAUUUUAACUUGAGUUUGUCCACCCCAAACAGAGCAGGAAGAUCCCUGGCGUAAUUGCCAUCCUAACUGCAGCAGCAGCCUGUAGUUUAGCAAACCGUCACGUCAGUUUGCACAUUCAGUAAUUCAUUGAUCCUGGAACUGCAAAAACAGCCAGAUAUCAGUGUCUUUUCAACAGUCUACAUUCUGCUGCAGGAUGGUCCUCAGUAGGAUUAGUACAGGGCUACCAGCACAUCGCCGGCUCAUUUGAACAUUAUUGGCUUUGAUCACCGAAACAAACAAAUUUCUGAUCUCUUGCCAGUACUUCUAUAAAUAUCACUCUCCAACAUCAUCAAAUAGGUGUAAUGUUUAAUGUGGAAUUUGUAAAAUAAAUGCAAGGGCAAUUUCUUUCCUCUGGCAAAAGCCCACAGUGAAAGGUGGAUCCAAUGCCUUGAAUACUAUUGCCCCAACGUCCUACCUACACCAGCGUAACUGUUACAUUUUAGCUCAAUUCCUCCCCAUAGGGGAUGUUUCCAAGUCAUAUUGACUUUAUCACCAUGGCGAAGAAUAGCCGUGGAGAAGUGAGUGUGAAUUGUUUCUUUGCUUUUAUAUAUUUAAACAUUUAAUAUUCCAAACCUGCCUUUUGUAAUUUAUAAAUGCUCAGCUUUUCCCAGGAGGGAGUGCGAGUCAUUUGGUGUUGUCUGCUGUAUAUAACCUUUAAAAGCUGUUAUUUUAAUAUCAAAUGAUUUGUGAGUUCAGAUUUUUGUCAAAAAAUAAUCUUUGGUUUAA
This is a messenger RNA of Mobula hypostoma (lesser devil ray), 2636 nucleotides long. Its product is annotated as angiopoietin-related protein 4-like. The record is from RefSeq and is a predicted model, not a curated record. Gene Ontology annotation, molecular function: enzyme inhibitor activity. NCBI's taxonomy places the organism in Eukaryota, Metazoa, Chordata, Chondrichthyes, Myliobatiformes, Myliobatidae. Gene Ontology annotation, biological process: triglyceride homeostasis. Bases 147 to 1514 code for a protein of 455 amino acids. The transcript has 7 exons.